Messenger RNA from Agelaius phoeniceus (red-winged blackbird), 5488 nucleotides. NCBI's taxonomy places the organism in Eukaryota, Metazoa, Chordata, Aves, Passeriformes, Icteridae. The record is from RefSeq and is a predicted model, not a curated record.
AGCAGUGCCAGCAGUAGGGAUGGAUGCGCGGGGGAUGCUCCUGGAGACCUCGCGUCCUGCGUGGGAAAGAGCACUGGAAGCUCCUUGGCAACUUGAAGACCACAGUGGAAGGUUUGGUGUCCAUCAGCAACCCAAAUGUCUGGUCCAAGUAUGGUGGCUUGGAACGGCUCUGCAGAGACAUGCACAGCAUCCUCUACCAUGGGCUCAUCCAUGACAAGGUGUGCUGCAGACAGAAGGAUUACUGGCACUUUGUGAAGGACAUUCGCUGGCUGAGUCCGGGCUCUGCUCAUCACCUGGAGAAGUUCAUCAGCCUGCAGGAGAGCGGCCAGCGUGACCCUGAGGGCCCAGGGGACCAGGCCAUUGCCCAGCUGUGGCUGCAGCACAGCCUGCAGUGCCACUGCCUGUCAGCUCAGCUGAGGCCCCUCCUGGGGAACCGGCAGUACAUUAGGAAGUUCUACACAGAUACUGCCUUCCUGCUCAGUGACGCCCACGUCACGGCCAUGCUGCAGUGCCUGGAAGCUGUUGAGCAGAACAACCCCAGGCUUCUGGCUCAGAUCGACACCUCCAUGCUGGCCGGCACGUCACUGCCAUCCCUGUGCGCGUCAGAGCCUUCUGCUGGGACAAGAGACAUGUGUGAGCACAGUGCUGAGGGACACCAGAGCCGUCUGCCAGGAGCGCUGGGCUGCCUGGAUCAUUUCACUGAGAGCCUGCUUACCAGGAAGAGUGACAAUCCAUCUCCAGUGACCAAGAGUCAGAGCCUGACUGCCCUUCCUGCAUCCCCGUGCGUCCCUGCUGCCCCCUGCACUCAGCAGCGCUGCUUUGGGUCCUUCUCCAGCCUCCAGAAUCCAGCCUCCUCUGGCCUCUCAGACAGGAGACCAGUGAGUUCCUGUGGCAGCUCCACCUCCAGCCAGCCCCAGGAGCGCUGCCCGUCCACCCGGUCCUCCUCCUUCAGCGAGGGCAGGUCCCCUCUGGAGCAGCCCAGCUCUGUCACCCGCUUCCACGUCUCCUCACCCAAAGACCCCUUCUCUCCAGCCAGCGAGAUGAGCUCCAGCACCACCAGCCAGAGCGAGGAUACUUGGACAGGGAGCCAGGAUGAUCCACAGAGUGAUGCCAAUGACGGGCCAGAGUACCUGGCCAUUGGGAACCUGGGCCGCCGGGGCCGGGCGUGCAGCAGCACCAGCACCAGCAGCACCAAGAGCAGCAGCUCUAAACUCUUCUCCUCCAGCAGCUCCCAGAAGCUGGACUCAGUCUCAUCCCUGGGGGAGCAGGGGGCAAGCGGAGGUGGCAGCAGGGGCCUGAGCCUCUUGCGCCGGUCCAGCUUCUCAGAGGGACAGUCCUCAGCUCCACAGGGCAUCCUCAAGAAGAGCCACAUGCGCUCACACUCUGACACCAACGUGACUUCUGGGAAGUUGCAUGAGUCCCAUGGUGAUCCAGGUGGAGGGAGAGGGCCGGUCUCUGCUUCCACGCAGAGCAGUGAACUGAGCACACCCAGCUCCCUCUACAUGGAGUAUGACUCUGGGCAGUACCUGAGCUCAGGGGAAGGGAUGUUCAGGAGACCUUCUGAAGGGCAGUCCCUCAUCAGCUACCUCUCUGAGCAGGACUUCGGCAGCUGUGCAGACCUGGAGAAGGAGAACGCCCACUUCAGCAUCUCAGAGUCCCUGAUCGCUGCCAUUGAGCUGAUGAAAUGCAACAUGAUGAGCCGGCAGCUGGAGGAGGAGGAGGAAGACAGUGACAAGGAGAUCCAGGAGCUUAAACAAAAGAUUCGCAUUCGGCGCCAGCAGAUCCGCACCAGGCACCUGUUCCCUGCCUGCCAGGAGCUGGGCUCAGACAGUCUCGUGGCAACAGACAGUGGGUCCCAGUUCAGCUCCCACGGCUCCAUGCGGCUCUCUGACUCUGGCUCUGCCGAGGAUGUGGAAGAGUAUGAGAUCCGAGAUGGUAACGAUGGAUCUAACCUGAUUCAAAUGUCCAAGAACGGCCUCUCAGUGUCAAUGGCUUCCUUGUUCUCAGAUGCAGAUAUCAAGAGGAACCCAGACUCCAGCAGGAAGUCCUUUCUCUCCUCGGACUCCAUAUCCCACUCCUUCCUCAAUUCAAACUCGGCAGAGGCGGUGGCCAUGGGCUUGCUGAAGCAGUUUGAGGGCAUGCAGCUCCCAGCUGCCUCUGAAUUGGAGUGGCUGGUCCCUGAGCAUGACGCCCCACAGAAGCUGCUGCCCAUCCCUGACUCUCUGCCUAUCUCUCCCGACGAUGGAGAGCACGCUGACAUCUACAAGCUGAGGAUUCGGGUGCGCGGAAACCUGGAGUGGGCCCCGCCGCGGCCGCAGAUCAUCUUCAAUGUUCACCUGGCCCCAGCGAGAAAGGUGGCUGUGGCCAAGCAGAAUUACCGGUGUGCGGGCUGUGGCAUCCGGACUGAUCCUGAUUACAUCAAGCGGCUGCGGUACUGCGAGUACCUGGGCAAGUACUUCUGCCAGUGCUGCCAUGAGAAUGCCCAGACUGUCAUCCCCAGCCGCAUCCUGCGCAAGUGGGACUUCAGCAAGUACUACGUGAGCAACUUCUCCAAAGACCUGCUGAGCAAGAUCUGGAGUGACCCACUCUUCAACGUGCAAGCUAUCAAUCCUGCCCUGUACCAGAAAGUGAAGGCUCUCAACCAAGUGAGGCUGCUGCGAAUCCAGCUUUUCCACAUGAAGAACAUGUUCAAGACGUGCCGGCUGGCUAAAGACCUCCUGGACUCCUUUGACACAGUGCCUGGUCACUUGACAGAGGAUUUGCACCUCUACUCGCUGAGUGACUUCAGUGCCAUCAAGAAAGGGGACCUGAUGCCUCGCCUGACAGAGCUCCUGAAGGCAGGCAGCCUGCACAUUGACAAGUGCAUGCUGUGCCAAGCCAAAGGCUUCAUCUGUGAGUUCUGCCAGAAUGAGGACGACAUCAUCUUCCCCUUUGAGCUCAACAAGUGCAGGACAUGUGAAGAGUGCAAGGCCUGCUACCACAAGUCCUGCUUCAAGUGCGGCCGCUGUCCCCGGUGCGAGCGGCUGCAGGCCCGGAGGGAGCUGCUGGACAGGCAGGGCCCGGAGCCCGACAGCUCGGACUGCGAGGGGGAGCUGCAGCAGCCAGAGCCAGGGCCAGCCACAUGAGCAUGCUGCAGCCAAGGAGCAGAUCAUGGGUUUGUUUAUGUGCAUGGCCUUCAUCACCAGAGACUGAGCCACACGGACUGGGGAUGAGGACUGCUGGGAGGCCUGGAGCACUGUCUUGAAGGGAUUUCUUUUUCCAGUACUGCUGGGCUGGGAAAGGAGCAUAUUCCACCAUGUGGAUCUGCUCCAGGUACCGCUCCCACUCCCUGAUGCCUUUGCUUGGGCAAAGGAAGCUGCUUGGAGGCAGCUGCUCCUGCCUGUCCUGCAGGCAGAACAGGGACCUUUUCUGAGCAGUUGUUCAUGCUGGACCCAGCAGGGCUGUGCUGUCCAUCCCUGUGCCCUGCUCUGAGCUGAGCAGGGUGCCCUGAAGGGUCAGCACUUGCUGCUCAUCAGCUGUAUACUGGGAAGCUCUGGUCACAUCUGCUCCUUGGAGGAGGAAAUUGGGUCUCAGUCCUGUGAUCCUCCAUUCUGCUGCUGGGGGUUGUGUGCAUGGAGGGAGGGUGGGUUUUGGGGUUGGUUGUGUAUUUAACAGCUCCCUUUCUCAAAUGUGCUGUGGGACACUGCUGGAGAGCAGUUGCUCUCGCUCCAGAAUCAGAGCAGAGGACGUGGCAAUGAUGAAAAUGCCAGAUUUCCCUGUGCUGCAGAGGGACAUUGCCCCUGGAGCAGCUGCAGAAAUGGAUGUGCUGAUGGACUUUUGGCAGGCAGAUCCCCAUGGCUUCAUAGAAAUCUGCCUCCAUGGGAUAUGGUGAGGCUUCUGACCCUACUUCCUCCUCACGCUGCCUGUCUGUCCUACCAGGGAGAUAUGUCCUCCUUUAAGGGUGACAUGGGACCUCACUCUGGUGACACCAGAACCUGCCUUGUGUGGAGCUGCCUCUCUGCCUUUGACCUGUCAGGAUGCAGGUGAAGGCUCAUCCCUCCAGCUGCAUCCCCAAUCCUCUGUUUAGUUGGUUUUUUUUUUAAUCUGCUGGACUUUUAUUUUUUAAUAUGGUUGUUUGUAUUUUUAACUGUGUGUUCCCCUCAAGGAGGUGCUGCUUGAAAUGCCUUCUUAGGGGGCAUGUGAUCUGCUUGGGACUCAGCAGUAUAAAAUCUCCAGGGCUAUCUGCUCCUGGUUCCUCACCCCUGGAUGGAGCUGGUCCCCUCUCCCAGCAGGAUCUCCUGCUUCCCUUGGGGCAGGAUGGGUCCCUGAGCCAGGCAAAGCUUUGAAGCUUCCCAGCUGAGCUGUGGUGGGAUGGUCAGGCAGCCUGAUUGCAAUGGGGAUACCCAGGGGAGAGGGGUUUGGCACUGGGUGCUGCCAAGGACUGGUUCCUCACUGAUGCACUUGUGUCACCUGGCACAAGUGACAGCUCUGCGGGGUCAGGGUCAGACCCAGCGGGACAAGGUGAGCUCUGUGCCCAGCUGAGGAGGUGCCUCUGCAUCGUGGGGGGAUGCUUCAGCCACAGCAUGUGCAGCACCACCUGAGCACAGGUGGGAUGUGGGGUCUUAGGAAGGGUGGUGUGGCCUGUGUACGUGCAAGGAGGGUGUUGAGGGACCAGAGAGCAAUGCACUGGCAGGAGGCCUCAAGGGGCAGUGGCUCUUUCAGCACAUGCCCUGAUUUGAGGCUGGGAUGUGACCUGUGGGCUCUCCCUGAGGGAGUGGCAGGGUUGGGGAGAGGGGAAGAGGCUGGGUCCAGGAGAUGUGGCUGCAGCCUUGCUGCUGAGGGCUGGGCUGCUGCAUCUCUCUCCUGCCUGCAGCAUCCUGACCAAGUCCUGAAAGCAGGGUUCAGCUCCCCACUUGCUCCCCUGGGGUUUUUACUGCCUUGUGUCUUGCUUCUGCUUUUUUUCCCCAGAAGAGCAGCUGCUCUUCUUCUCACUCUGUCUCUGCAAGCCCUGGGGCUGCCAGAUGCUGGUCUGCCUUGGUCUUGCCUGUCCCCAAGCCAAGCCCUCCUGCUGCUGUUUGGAUCUGGGACCCCCUUCCCUGGAGUUGCCUCAGCAGCACAUCUCCAUCCACCCUAUUUUGUUUUAAGCACUUUAAUGUCAUGGGACAGCAGCUGAGAGGCUGCCCAGAUCCCUUUCUAGAAGCACUGAGUACUUUUUGAGAAGAGGGAAGGAAUUCUGGCUUAGUUCUGGUUCCCACCCUCCACCAUGGACUGUGUGAAGCAGCAGGACUCCCAAACCUGGCACAGGUCUCCAGGACAAGACUGUGCCCAGCACUGACACUGCUGCCCAGCACUGACUGCUACAACUAACACUGGAACUGGCCACGACAGGGAGCUCUGGGAGGGAGAGCUGGGGGCUGCCCUGGCCGUCAACUGCAGCCCUCACAACGGGAUUGUUAUUGCACAGCACAGCAAUUAAAAUGCCGUCCUUAAUAAAUGAUGUUAAUAAGGA